Oncorhynchus tshawytscha (Chinook salmon) is the source of this 153-nucleotide messenger RNA. RefSeq names its product overexpressed in colon carcinoma 1 protein homolog. The record is from RefSeq and is a predicted model, not a curated record. Lineage: Eukaryota; Metazoa; Chordata; Actinopteri; Salmoniformes; Salmonidae. The transcript is spliced from 5 exons. The coding region runs from base 1 to 153 and encodes 50 amino acids.
AUGGGACCUGCAGAAACUUCCAAAGAUUUGACAGAAGAACCCUCACCAGACGAUGAGAAAAGAAGGAACUAUGGCGGGGUGUAUGUAGGUCUGCCAUCUGACAUGACCACUGUGGCAGCCAGCCAGUCCAAGUCCACAGGAAAAGGACUGUAG